GUGACUAUGAUUGUCUUUCAUGAGAUGGGGAUGAGUGCUUAAAGGAGACGAAUUCGUGUCCUAAUCUUUGCAGCUCUCUUCCCUCCCUCCCUCCGCUUGUUGCGAGCAUACGGCCCGAAACUCUCCUGCCGUCGCCGAAGAACACACCCGUCUUCUGUAUUGAAGAGCGCAACCGAGCGCUCCCGGUCGCUUGCUCGUCUCGUGAACCAAUCGUUGAGGCUUGGAAAUCUUGCUCGAAUUUCGCAGAAUCUGCAGCUGUCUCGAGGGUGGGUAUAAGUUAGUUUUGCCUAGGCCCAAAAUCAAACAAUAAAGUCAUUGGAAAGUAAAGGUAGAAAGCCAAAUCAAGAAGAAGAUGGAGGGGUUAGUUUCUUUUCGAGCGACGGCUAGGGUUCCAUUUCAUGGUGUACCUUCCCUCAUGCACAGGCCCACAAAGUCAUCAAUCUGUAAAUUACUUCCAAUUGCUGCAAUGAACCUUCAUGCCAAGGAAAGUAAGCUCUCUGUCAGCUGUAUCCGAGCUCAACAGUCGGAGACCAGUGAUAUAUCUGCUACAGUUGUAUCUGCUAAUGAAUCACAAGAAAAUUCUCUUAAUGCUAAGGACUGGGAAUUAGGGAUGUACCAAAAUGAAGUAGCUGCUAGCCAAGGGAUCAGGAUUAGAAGAAGGCCACCAACUGGACCUCCCUUGCACUAUGUUGGGCCCUUUGAGUUUCGAUUGCAAAAUGAAGGCAACACUCCUCGAAAUAUUCUGGAGGAGAUCAUAUGGCACAAGGAAAAGGAAGUCUCACAGUUGAAGGGAAAGCGACCCCUGGGGGUGCUUAAGAAAUUCCUUCAAAAUGUUCCUGCGACUAGAGAUUUUGUUGGAGCUCUUAAAGCUGCUCAUGAGCGUACAGGACUUCCAGGUUUGAUUGCUGAAGUUAAAAAGGCUUCUCCAAGUAGAGGAGUACUGAGGGAAGAUUUUGAUCCAGUUGAAAUCGCUCAGGCUUAUGAAAAAGGAGGGGCAGCAUGUCUAAGUGUUUUGACUGAUGAGAAGUAUUUUCAGGGGAGCUUUGAUAAUUUAGAAGCAAUAAGGAGUGCAGGAAUAAAGUGCCCUCUCCUGUGCAAAGAGUUUAUAGUAGAUGCAUGGCAGAUCUACUAUGCUCGAGUAAAAGGUGCAGACGCCAUUCUUUUGAUUGCAGCUGUGCUGCCUGACCUUGACAUCGGAUACAUGAUUAAGAUUUGUAAGAUGCUUGGCUUGGCUGCUCUUGUUGAGGUGCAUGAUGAGCGGGAAAUGGAUCGUGUCCUUGGAAUAGAGGGAGUCGAGCUUAUUGGUAUCAACAACCGCAAUCUGGAAACAUUUGAGGUGGAUAUUAGCAACACAAAGAAGCUUCUUCUUGGAGAGCGUGGUCAAUUAAUCCGUCAGAAGGAUAUAAUUGUUGUUGGGGAGUCUGGACUGUUUACUCCUGAUGACAUUGCCUAUGUACAAGAAGCCGGUGUUAAGGCGGUCCUAGUUGGGGAGUCGAUUGUGAAGCAAAGUGAUCCCGGGAAGGGAAUUGCAGGACUUUUUGGGAAGGACCUCUCCUUGUGAGCUCAGAGCAAAGUUAAAAUGGAGCUAGCAUGCCGUGGAUGCGCUAAGCGAACUGUUGUUUGACGUAUCUGCAGGUCAUUGUUAAGCUUCCUCAUUUGCAAAGAAAUGGAGGAGAGCAUUGUAUUCAAAUAUCUACUGGUAGGAGAUGACAUCUUAGGUCCGAGUUCAUCGCAAUAAACAUUCUGUAUAAUUAUUUCCAUUUGAUAGACUGGGAACCUCUCCUGAGCGUUUUGCGCAAUUUUGCCAAUAAUCUACCAUUUCUAUGGUAGCCUUUGCUCCAUCUCGAGCAUCA
This is a messenger RNA of Syzygium oleosum, 1853 nucleotides long. Its product is annotated as indole-3-glycerol phosphate synthase, chloroplastic-like. NCBI's taxonomy places the organism in Eukaryota, Viridiplantae, Streptophyta, Magnoliopsida, Myrtales, Myrtaceae. Gene Ontology annotation, biological process: L-tryptophan biosynthetic process. The transcript has 11 exons. Gene Ontology annotation, molecular function: phosphoribosylanthranilate isomerase activity; indole-3-glycerol-phosphate synthase activity. The record is from RefSeq and is a predicted model, not a curated record. Bases 353 to 1561 code for a protein of 402 amino acids.